Molecule: messenger RNA, 471 nt
Organism: Chanos chanos (milkfish)
Lineage: Eukaryota; Metazoa; Chordata; Actinopteri; Gonorynchiformes; Chanidae
Product: C-type lectin domain family 4 member E-like
Exons: 4
Coding region: 1-471 (156 amino acids)
Source: RefSeq, a predicted model, not a curated record
AUGGGUGGUCACACGGGUGUGACCCGCAUUACUCUGGCGCUCUCCACGCGAAUUCUCCAAAAUAAAUACAUUAAAGAGGGAUGGAGGUACCUCAGCCCCAGUCUGUACUACACCUCUCCUGUGGAAAAGACCUGGAGUGAGAGCAGACAGGACUGCAUAGAGAGAGGAGCAGAUCUGGUGAUCAUAAACAGUAAAGAAGAACAGGACUUCGUUGGAAUGCUGAUUAGAACCAGAGACAUUGUUGGUGCUUGGAUUGGUCUGACUGAUCAUGUGACAGAGGAUGUGUGGAAAUGGGUGGAUGGCACAGCACUGACCACUGGGUACUGGAGGAAAGGAGAACCCAGUCAAUAUGGUUCAGUCAAAGAGGAUUGUGCUACAGUUCGUUCUGACGCACAACCUUACGAGAACUGGAAUGAUAUGGGAUGCUCUCAAACCUCUAAUUGGAUCUGUGAGAAAAAAAUAGUUUUUUGA